GGUAUGACUACCAACAUGAUCACUGCUGCUCGCCUGAUCGCUCACCAGAGCGUCAACGGCAAGUAUCAGACUCGUAUGGCUAUGGACAAGUUCCCCGUGCUUGGCCACCAGAUGACACACUCCAUCGACUCUUUCAUCACCGACUCUGCCAACUCAGCCACUGCCCUCUACACCGGUCACAAAAGCUCCGUCAACGCUCUCGGAGUUUACGCCGACUCUUCACCCAACCCCCUCGACGAUCCCAAAGUUCAGUCCAUUGCCGAACUAUUCCAUGAAGUUCGUGGAGGCGGCGUCGGUAUUGUCUCUACCGCCUUCAUCGCAGAUGCUACACCCGGCGCUUUGACUGCACACACGCGCAACCGUGGGCAGUACGGCAAUGUCGUAGACUCGUUCCUGAACGGUAUCACCAACUACACCUGGCCCUCAUGGACCGGCCCCGAUGUUCUCUUCGGCGGUGGUGCCGAGCAGUUCAUCCCCAGCAGCAAGUCUUUCCAAGGAAAGGAUUACUACCAAGAGUUCAGAAACAAGGGCUACAAUGUCAUUCAAAACAACACCGCACUGCAGGCUGCCCCUACCACUGAGCGCUCCCUUGGUAUUUUCUCAGUCAGCAACAUGGCCAAGUGGCUCGACAGAAAUGUGUACAAGAACAACACGCAGAUCCCCAAGACCUCUCCAGACGGAAGCAGUGCUGCCGCUGUUGACCAGCCCGGUCUUAAAGAGAUGACUCUGAAGGCUAUCGAUAUUCUGCACAAGCGUAACCCCGACAAGGGUUUCUUCCUCAUGUCGGAGGCCGCCUCCAUUGACAAGAUGAUGCACACUUUGGAUUACGACCGCGCCCUUGGAGAACUUCUUGAACUCGACGACACCAUCAAGGCCACCCUCAAGCACCUCGAGGAAAUUGGUGAACUCGAAAACACCCUCGUCAUUGUCACUGCCGAUCACGGCCACGGCUUCGAUGUCACUGGUGGUGUCGAUACCAAGUUUAUGGAUGCUCAGACAUCGGACCGAGCCAAGCGUAAUGCUGUCGGUACCUACGAACAAUCCGGUCUUUCGCAAUACAUGGUCGCCAACCGCUCUGCCCCCAUCGGCUCUGACCAGAACCUUGUCUACUCUGCCGGCGUCGACUUCCCUGUCAACUGGGACCCUCGCUACACUCUUCAGUCUGGUCUGGCUACUUUCCCUGACCACAGGGAAUCGUACAGAAUUCACAAGGGAUCUGUGAGAGUGCCUGCUAUCAACAUUACUGGCUUCAGCAGUAACGACUAUUUUUUGAAUUAUGUGGACGCGAUCACGGGCUUCGUCAUUAACGGAACUCUUCCUGUCUCCGCUGACCAGGGUGUACACUCCCUGACCGAUGUCCCAGUCUUUGCCCAAGGACCUUGCCAAAGCGCAUUCGGUGGUGUCUACAACAACGUCGACAUCUUCUACAACAUUGCUACAUGCCUGCGCCUGCAGAGAACAAAGGCCGGACACUAGAUAUAUACUUUAAGGUGAACAUUUUGGAAAACUUUUGGAAAACCUUUGGAUGAAGAAGAAGACUAGAUAUCAAUCGGAG
Aureobasidium pullulans EXF-150 is the source of this 1555-nucleotide messenger RNA. RefSeq names its product alkaline phosphatase-like protein. The record is from RefSeq and is a predicted model, not a curated record. NCBI's taxonomy places the organism in Eukaryota, Fungi, Ascomycota, Dothideomycetes, Dothideales, Saccotheciaceae. Gene Ontology annotation, biological process: dephosphorylation. Gene Ontology annotation, molecular function: alkaline phosphatase activity. The coding region runs from base 16 to 1476 and encodes 486 amino acids. The transcript is spliced from 3 exons.